AUGUCGCUCAAUCUCGCUGAGGCCGCUGAUGAGCGCAGCCAAAGGGAGAUGGAAAAAUAUUUAGUGGAGCGUGUGGCUGGUCAGGGAACAUUUGGUACGGUGCAGCUUGCUCGUGAAAAGAACACUGGGGUGAAUGUAGCGAUUAAAAAGGUCAUUCAAGAUCCGCGAUUUAAAAACCGUGAAUUGCAGAUCAUGCAGGACUUGUCACGCCUUCGUCAUCCGAAUAUUGUACUGUUAAAGAAUUAUUUUUAUACGGUUCUAGGAGAUCACCGACACAAUGACGUGUAUCUCAAUGUUGUCAUGGAGUUUGUACCGGACACGCUGCACCGUGUAUGUCGAGCGUAUUAUCGCCGUCUUGCGAGUCCACCCAUGAUAUUGGUGAAGGUCUUUAUGUAUCAACUGUUGCGGGGUAUUGCGUGCCUCCAUCUGCCUGCUGUAAAUGUUUGUCACCGUGACAUCAAACCGCAUAACGUUCUUGUGGAUGAGUCUACAGGCGAUCUGAAACUGUGUGACUUUGGGAGUGCAAAGAAACUCUCACCAUCGGAGCCAAAUGUGGCGUACAUUUGUUCUCGUUACUACCGUGCCCCGGAACUUAUAUUUGGAAAUCAGUACUAUUCCACAGCAGUGGAUGUCUGGUCUGUUGGCUGUAUUUUUGCGGAGAUGUUGUUGGGUGAGCCGAUAUUUUGCGGUGAGAAUACUUCUGGGCAGCUUCGAGAGAUUGUAAGAGUCCUUGGGCGUCCCUCAAGGGAAGAAUUACACAAGUUAAGCACCAGCAAUGUGGAGUUAAAUGUACCCACGAAUAAAUCAACUCCUUGGGAAGACGUCUUUAAGCGCCCACUUCCCGCUGAGGUGUACGAUUUAUGUGCAAAAAUAUUUAAAUACCUUCCAGAGCAGCGCAUAACUCCUCUGGAGGCGAUUUGCCAUCCAUUUUUUGAUGAACUUCACGAUGCCACGGUGAAGUUGCCGAGCGGCAAUGCUUUACCGGCACAUUUGUUUACUUUUCUACCGGAGGAAAUCAAUGAGAUGACGGAGGCCCAACGCUCGCAAUUGGUUCAGAAGUGA
Messenger RNA from Trypanosoma cruzi, 1062 nucleotides. RefSeq names its product protein kinase, putative. The coding region runs from base 1 to 1062 and encodes 353 amino acids. The record is from RefSeq and is a predicted model, not a curated record. Gene Ontology annotation, molecular function: ATP binding; protein serine/threonine kinase activity. The transcript has a single exon. Gene Ontology annotation, cellular component: cytoplasm. Lineage: Eukaryota; Euglenozoa; Kinetoplastea; Trypanosomatida; Trypanosomatidae. Gene Ontology annotation, biological process: signal transduction; protein phosphorylation.